This is a messenger RNA of Bubalus bubalis (water buffalo), 2650 nucleotides long. It is a transcript of the gene WDR93, whose product is annotated as WD repeat domain 93. Gene Ontology annotation, biological process: electron transport chain. The transcript has 17 exons. Gene Ontology annotation, molecular function: protein binding. Bases 177 to 2165 code for a protein of 662 amino acids. Lineage: Eukaryota; Metazoa; Chordata; Mammalia; Artiodactyla; Bovidae. The record is from RefSeq and is a predicted model, not a curated record.
AGUUUCUCCACACCCGAGGGACCAAGUCUCCCCGCCCCCACGGGGGCGUGUACACCUGCCAAAGAGGACUUAGUGGACGUCCGGUUGGGACCGGAAGUUGUGGUUACUACGGAGACGCCACGCUGCUGGUCCAGCUUUUCAGAAUUUCAUAGACAUUUCCAACACUAUCUUCUGUGAUGGCAAGUCCCAAAGGAAGCCGAAGUCAGAAGAUGAAGCUCCCCAUCUUUACCAGAAAGGGGACACUGGAGGUGCCGUCCCCGACAGAGAAGGACUGGUCUAAGGAUGAUGAAGAUGAUUGGGUCUUCAAGGAUCCAGAUCAAGAGCAAGAUUCCCUACCCCAGCCAUAUCGCAUGAUCAACAAGAUGGUGAACUCACUGUUUGACCGUUCGUGGGAAAUUAUUGAGGCAAGGGACACCUCAAAGAAAGCUGAGCUCCGCCGGACCCCGCCCACCAUCUACCAUCCACUUAGAGAAAGUAAGCUCAACACAAUGCCAAACUGCAUGGAUGUUUCCCAAGACUAUGUGUUUAUUGGAGGAAGCAAAGGAUUCUCUAUCUAUAAUCUGCAUAACGCUAAACAAUUAUAUGUUUGGGAGAAACUUAAUGUUGAUGUCAUUUCCAUCUGGGCCACAGAUUUGGGGAGUGAAAUACUUAUUGCUCCUGUGGAUGAAAUGGGUAUUGUUCGACUGUUCUAUUUUUAUAAGGAUGGUCUUUACCUCAUCAAAGCCAUCAAUGAAUCGGAGGACACCAGCAAGCAAACCACCUGUAUAAAGAUGGAAAUUUCUAAAGGAGGGAACUUUGCAGCCUUGCUCCUACAAGGAGCUGGGGACAUUUGGCUGGAUGUGUAUAAGCUGCCCAAGGAGUCUUGGGUCAAGGAAGUGCAGUACCCCCAACUUGCCAUAAAUACAAAGAAGAAAGUCAGACAGCAGCUGCAAUUGAACACUCCUGAUUCUGUGACUGCAGAUAGUUUAGAUACGGAUAUGAACAUUUCUUUUAGAGGAGAUGUUAAGUUGAGUCUUCCAGUUCAAAUAAUGAAAAUCAAACCACCCAAACCAAUUACAGGUACCACAUUUAAAAGCCCCCUGGAAGCCUUUGCAAAGAUAGCGGGCUGCCGCGGGCUGGGCUCUGGGCAGAAUCACUACAUAAAGGCGAGCCAGUGGGAGAAGCGGGAGGCAAUCUUAAGAGCCACCUACAAGAAGCUCCUGGAUGGGGACUGGGAGCCUGAGCCGAUCAGUAUGGCUACGUUCUACUUCCUCCUUCCCAGUCGCGUAAUCCCAAUGCCCGCGGGAGUCAAGAGAUCCCCAGGGCUAGCCUGUGUCCUUGGUGUACACUGGACCGAUCAUCACAACUUCUUCUUCUAUUCACUUAACCGGACGCUGAAGGAUAAAGUUGACCCCGAGGGCGUGUGGCCGUGCGCCGCGCCCAUCGUGGUGUCUCAGCUCAGUCCCUGCUCUUCCUACCUGGUGCUGGCCUGUGAGGACGGCGUGCUCUCGCUCUGGGACCUGGCGCAAGGACUCACUCUUGGAGUUGUUGCUCUUCCUGAAAAGUGCUUCUGCCAAAGCAUCCACUUCCUGAAAUACUUCCUAGUCCACAAAGGACAGAAUGUGUAUCCGGAGGGCUCAGUGAAAUGCCACAUGAAAUGCGUGGUGCUGUGUACAGACGCGUCUCUCCAUCUGGUGACAGCCUCGGGGAUCCAGAACUCCACCAUCAGUCUGCUGGUGGAGAGGCCAGUGAAGUACCUGGAUGAAGCCAUCUGUGCCGUGGCCCCGGUCCAAGCCUUACCUGGCAUGGUGCUGACCUUUUCCAGAGACGGCUCUGUGUUCCUCAUGGAUGUGGCCAAGUCGCAGAUCAUCUGCUCCUUUGCUCUCCCCAGAUCCUACUCCCUGGUGGCCCCCUGGAACCCAGUGUUUGUCGUGUCUUUACACCACCCGUGUUUCCUGCUCCGAGGAGACCAUCCAGAUGAAAUUGGAUCUGCCAGCAAAGCUGAAGACAUCCCAAAUUCUAUUUUCUAUUUUAAUUUUGAGGACUACCCACUCCUAGAAAACUUCUUAAGAAACUGCACCAUUCCUCAAGCUAGCAUAUCGGCCCACCCAACAUUUGCCCAGGCGCUGCCCCUGGAGGAGAGAUGCGAGAAAUUCUUCCAAAAGAGGUUGGAAGAAAAGGAGUAAUGAAUUCAGGCCGGUAGAAAAGAAAGGCUUCAAGUUGGUGUUUUCUUCCUGUCAAGGCUGUCUUUUUCUUGUUGCUUUUUCAAUUCUUUUUUUUUUUUUAAAGUAUAUUUGGAUUAUCAGACACAGUCAUCUAAGACAGGGGUUGGCAAACUACAGCCAAAUUUGGCCCACUGCCUGUUUUUGUGAAUAGAGUUUCACCGGAAGACCCCACACCCACCGCUUUAUGUCUCAUCUCCUUAUGUGAGAGUUACAGAGGAGCUGAGCAGCUGCAGCAGAGCCACUAUGACCCACAAAGCCUAAAUCAUUUCCUAGCUGGCCUUGUAGAGAAAAUGUUUGCCAGCCCCUUGUCUGAGCCCCUUUUCCUUUCUCCAUCAUCCAUAUAAACAAUUACGUGAUACACCUCUCCUCUUACCCCGACUGUAACCCCCAGCCCCAAGGGGCCUCUGCUUGUGUUCCUUCCUGCUAUAAAAGCAUCAUUAAUGGUA